UUUCCCCUAUUUAUAAUACCAAAAGAUAUCUCCAUUAUUCAUUCAUCAGUUCUCUCUCUCCUCCCCGCCUCGUCUCUCUCCUGGUUUCGAUCGUGCGAAGAACCGGAAGCUAUAGUCGUGAAAAAAUCCGCAUCAAUUGAGAGAAUCAGUGAAUCACAUAAUUUUAGGGCUUCGCUUGCAAAAUCAGAGGCUUUGUUGGUGGUGGUGAAGUUGUAUUAGAGAAAAAAAGAAAAAAAAUCGAUAAAGUUAGGGUUUUUAUUUAUUUUGUGCUAAUUUAUUGUAUUUUUUGUUUGUUGUAGUGUAUCGCAAUUUAAUGAGAAUUGGUGUGAAGUGUAAUACUGAUAAAUUUCCUUCUUUUUUCAGUUUUGAUUUUACCUUUUUUUUUAUUUCCCCAGUUACAUUCAAUUGUUGUAGUGGAUUAUUCAGAAAAAAAAGAGGAACACUUUGUUAUUGAAGGUUAAUUUUGUUAUUAUAUGCAAAAAAGAAAAAAAAAAGAUAAAAGCUUUAUUGAGUUAGUAUUUUCAAUUGAGUAAAAAAGAAAAGGAAAAAAAAGGGAAAGUAAGUUAUUUUGUGUUGUUUGUGGAAAGAGGAGGCGAUAUGAGUAGCACUGCAUAUGGAGUAUCUGAACCAAUUUCAACUGGUGGGCCCACUGAAUUGGAUAUUGUUAGAAACCGCGAAUUGGAAAAGUUUCUUGCAGAUGCAGGCUUAUAUGAAAGUCAUGAAGAAGCCAUUAAGAGGGAAGAAGUGCUAGGGAGAUUAGACCAGAUUGUGAAGACGUGGGUGAAAAAUGUCUGUCGUGCUAAAGGCUUCAAUGAUGACGUGGUGCAAGAGGCAAAUGCAAAAAUCUUCACAUUCGGGUCAUAUCGGUUGGGAGUACAUGGCCCUGGUGCUGAUAUAGACACUCUCUGUGUAGGACCUAGACAUGCGACUCGUGAAGACUUCUUCGGUGAACUUCAUAGAAUGCUUGAAGAGAUGCCUGAAAUACAAGAACUUCAUCCUGUACCUGAUGCUCAUGUUCCUGUUAUGAAGUUCAAGUUCAAUGGGGUUUCUAUAGAUCUUCUUUAUGCAAAUGUAGCACUCUGGGUUAUUCCUGAGGAUUUGGAUGUUUCACAGGAGUCCAUACUACAGAAUGUGGAUGAGCAGACUGUUCGUAGUCUUAAUGGAUGUAGAGUAACGGAUCAAGUUUUGCAUUUAGUACCCAAUAUCCAGAGUUUCCGCACCACACUGAGAUGCAUGAGACUGUGGGCAAAAAGGCGUGGAGUUUACUCAAAUGUUACUGGAUUUCUUGGCGGUAUUAAUUGGGCAUUGCUUGUUGCUCGGAUUUGCCAACUUUAUCCAAAUGCAGUUCCUAGCAUGUUGGUCUCUCGGUUUUUUAGAGUCUACAGUUUGUGGCGCUGGCCAAACCCAGUUUUGCUGUGUCCAAUAAAUGAAGGAUCUCUUGGGCUUGCUUAUUGGGAUCCUCGGAGGAAUUUCAAAGAUAGGCAGCAUCUAAUGCCGAUAAUAACUCCAGCAUACCCCUGCAUGAAUUCUAGCUACAAUGUUUCAACGAGUACCUUGCGUGUUAUGACAGAAGAAUUUCAGAGAGGGAAUGAACUUUGUGAGGCAAUAGAAGCUAACAAAGCUAGCUGGCAAAGUCUUUGUGAGCCUUUCGCUUUUUUUGAAGCCUAUAGAAACUAUUUGCGGAUAGACAUAGCUGCAGAAAGUGAGGAUGACAUGAGGAAAUGGAAAGGCUGGGUUGAAUCUAGGAUACGCCUGCUUACUCUAAAGAUUGAGAGAGACACUGCUGGUGUACUUCAAUGCCAUCCACAUCCGGGUGAAUUUUCAGAUAAAUCUAAGCCGUUUCACCAUUCUUAUUUUAUGGGAUUACGUAGAAAACAAGGUACAAAUCCUCAACAAGGUGAACAAUUUGAUAUAAGGUUGACAGUUGAGGAUUUUAAGCGAGAUGUAUAUGCAUAUUCUUUUUGGACAUCUAGCAUGUGGAUUCAUGUGUGUCAUGUCAGACGAAAAGACCUUCCUAACUUUGUCUUCCCUGGAGGAGUGCGUCCUGCUCAGCCUGCAAGAAGUGAAAGUCGUUCAGUUUCAAAGUCACUUGGUUCUUCUAAGGCAACAUCUGUAGAUGCUGCUUUUAGCAGAAAGAGAAAGCACGACGAAGUUAAUACAGGUUUUACCUCAAAAGAGUCUUGCCUGGCCAUGAGUAGCAGUGAUGCCAGCUCACCAGGUGAAACUAGAGAGUUGAAGCAAUUUGAAGCUGAUAUUGGUGAUACCUUGAAUAGUGGUGGGCGUGUUGAUAGCCAAAUUGAAGUUUCUGUCAAAAGCACGUUGCCUGUGCCUUCAUCAUGUGCAGCUGUAACAGAGACAAUAGCAGUCAAGCAAUCAGCAGAACCGACUGUGGGCCAUCAAAGUGGAUCUCAUGGUUUUGAAGAUCCUGGGGAUGAACUUGAAUUGACAAAUGGAGUCAAGCCUUCUGAUGGGGCUAAUGAACUGCAGAUGGAGCCCCCAACAGCAGAGGAAAUGGUUGAGGCAACAACAUCAGAGGAAAAGGACGGAAUUGGUGGCUCUAGCCAUAAGGUCCUACAAAGCGAGGGCUUGGAAGAACUUGAGCCGCUUGAGCUAGCUGCACCGUCAUCCAGCCUUGCAUCUGAUGCAUUUGUGGUUCCUCAGAAGCCUCUCAUUAGGUUUAAUUUUACUUCUUUGCGGAAAACAACUGAAAGUACAUGAAGAAAUGUGCAGUGACCACAUCUGGAGAUUGAAGUAUAUCGGAAACCUUUUUAUAGAAAGCAUCAGAGAUGAUAUUUUUAAUGAAGAAGACGCGGGAGAAAAAAAUGGAAUAAAGACAAAAAGCAGAGCUAAAAUCCAUUUUUGGCUGGAGGUGCGAGUACAUCUUGCAAUUUCUUAGGCUGAGCCAUGAUUUCUAAAGCAAAAAAGGAGAAAAAGAAAAAAGAACUGAAUCCAAUUUUGACUGGAAUUGGUAUUUCUUGUAAAUUAUCAGUUGUUUGGAGACAUCCUCAAGUGCCUUUUGGGUGCUGAUUGUAAAUUAUAUGGAUAAUAUCUAAAUAAUGUGUACUCGAAUACUAUGUUUUGUGUAUUUAAGUUUGGAAAAUUUAAAAUGUGGAUUUGCUUGUUCUACACA
Molecule: messenger RNA, 3130 nt
Organism: Nicotiana attenuata
Lineage: Eukaryota; Viridiplantae; Streptophyta; Magnoliopsida; Solanales; Solanaceae
Product: nuclear poly(A) polymerase 1
Exons: 13
Coding region: 598-2718 (706 amino acids)
Cellular component (GO): nucleus
Molecular function (GO): RNA binding; poly(A) RNA polymerase activity
Source: RefSeq, a predicted model, not a curated record